CAAGAGUCCAUGUCGCCAAUCGAUCGUCAGCACGCGCCGAUUCAACCCGCGGAUCGAAGGAUACACAUUAUCGGGACAGGGAGUAUAGGAAAGCUCGUGGCGCAUGCUUUGAGAGGAAUCCCGGAUCCACCGCCAAUCACGCUGCUGUUUCAUCGGUAUAAAUUGUUGCAAGCGUGGAACAAGGGGAGGAAGGUGAUUACAGUGGCGGAUGGAGAGGCGGAGGUUCCGAGAGGAGGGUUUGAUGUUGAACUACGGCCUAUGGUUACUAGGCAGCAUGGGAUUGAGCUACAGCGGGGACAGAAUUCAGUCUGGGACAUGGCAGAUUCGACAGGCAUGCUGCCGCAUAAUGUGGCGGCGAUCGUGAAGCAACAGCAAGCUGGGCAGAAGGCUGCUGCGCAGGAGGAAACUUCUCGCCAGGAAGAGUCUGCACAGGAGCAGUCUAUCCAGGAAGCGCCAGCACAGGAAGAGCACGUUCAGGAGAUUUCAGCUGAAGAAGAUUCGGAGCCACAGCAGAUGGCUUCCGAGCCGAUCGACACCAAUCCACAGAGCAUUACCAUGAAUCCACGCGGAGCCGGGUUGCCAUACGUCAAGGACGACAUGAUCCACAAUCUGAUUGUCACGACCAAGACCGUGACGACCGUUGGGGCUCUAGCAUCGGUCAAACAUCGCUUGAAUCGGAACAGCACAAUCUGCUUUUUGCAAAAUGGAAUGGGCGUCAUCGACGUCGUCAAUGAGCAGGUCUUCCCCAACGAGGCCACCCGACCGACAUAUGUCCAAGGUGUAAUAAAUCACGGCGCGAACACUCCUCCCGAGAAAGCUGAAAGCGACCCUUUCUAUGUCAUCCACGCCGGCCACGGCACAAUCUCUCUUGCGAUUCUCCCUCGAGAGGAG
This is a messenger RNA of Zymoseptoria tritici IPO323, 891 nucleotides long. RefSeq lists its product as uncharacterized. The record is from RefSeq and is a predicted model, not a curated record. Lineage: Eukaryota; Fungi; Ascomycota; Dothideomycetes; Mycosphaerellales; Mycosphaerellaceae. The annotation marks the transcript as partial. Gene Ontology annotation, cellular component: cytoplasm; mitochondrion. The transcript has a single exon. Gene Ontology annotation, molecular function: NADP binding; 2-dehydropantoate 2-reductase activity.